GAGAGGGAGACGGCAGAGGAGGAGGAGGAGGAAGAAGGGUGAGAGCGAGCGGGGGGCGGAGCUUAAGCUGUCGCGAGCCCUCGCUCUGUCCGUCACUCCCUGUGCGGAGCCGUUUGUUGCUGUUUGUUGUUAUCCCCCCCCACCGAAGGGGCGGGAGAAACUUACCCUUCUUAUCCGUUGCUGGUGGCUGUUCAACCCCCCGGAAAUAUGCCGCUCUUCACCAGCAACCCCUUCGACCAGGAUGUGGAAAAAGCAACCAGUGAAAUGAAUACUGCCGAAGACUGGGGGCUCAUCUUAGAUAUUUGUGAUAAAGUUGGACAGUCACGAACUGGACCUAAAGAUUGUCUUCGGUCUAUUAUGAAGAGAGUGAACCACAAGGAUCCUCAUGUUGCUAUGCAAGCACUCACUCUUUUAGGAGCAUGUGUCUCAAAUUGUGGUAAAAUAUUUCAUUUAGAAGUAUGUUCAAGAGAUUUUGCUAGUGAAGUAAGCAACGUGCUGAAUAAGGGUCAUCCAAAAGUUUGUGAAAAAUUAAAAGCACUCAUGGUGGAAUGGACAGAUGAAUUCAAGAACGAUCCCCAACUUAGUCUGAUAUCUGCUAUGAUAAAGAAUCUUAAGGAGCAAGGUGUUAUGUUUCCAGUUAUUGGUUCACAGGCUGCAGAACAAGCAAAAGCAAGCCCAGCUCUAGUAGCUAAAGAUCCUGGAAUAGUAGCAAACAAAAAGGAAGAGGAGGACCUAGCUAAAGCCAUUGAAUUGUCACUUAAGGAACAAAGACAACAACAAACACCGCUUUCCAGUCUUUAUCCAAGCACCUCAAGCCUCUUAACAAAUCACAAGCAUGAGGGCCGAAAGGUUCGGGCUAUUUAUGACUUUGAAGCUGCUGAAGAUAAUGAAUUAACAUUUAAAGCUGGAGAACUUAUCACUGUGCUUGAUGACAGUGAUCCAAACUGGUGGAAAGGUGAAACUCAUCAAGGGACAGGAUUAUUUCCUUCUAAUUUUGUAACUGCUGAUCUUACUGCUGAACCAGAAAUGAUGAAAGCCGAGAAGAAAACAGUGCAAUUUAGUGAUGAAGUUCAAGUUGAAACAAUUGAACCAGAGCCUGAACCAGUUUAUAUCGAUGAAGAUAAAAUGGACCAACUGUUACAAAUGUUGCAAAGUGCAGAUCCAACUGAUGAUCAGCCAGACCUCCCGGAGCUGAUCCAUCUUGAAGCAAUGUGCCAUCAAAUGGGACCUCUCAUUGAUGAAAAGCUAGAAGACAUUGACAGGAAACAUUCAGAGCUCUCAGAGCUCAAUGUUAAAGUGAUGGAGGCACUCUCUUUAUAUACCAAGUUGAUGAAUGAGGAUCCAGUGUAUUCGAUGUAUUCAAAACUACAAAACCAACAGUAUUAUAUGGCUCAAUCUGGUGUUUCUGGCUCUCAGGUUUAUCCAGGGCACCCUCAAAGCAAUGCAUACUUGGUAGCAGGAAAUGCACAGAUGAGUCAUGUUCAAGCUUACAGUCUUCCAUCGGAGCAACUUCCACCUCUGAAUCAAAGCACAGUUCCUCCAGCAGCAAGCUCUGGAUUACCUACCCAGCCUGUUCAGACACCUUACACAAAGUAAUAAUGGAUGUUGUUU
Rhineura floridana is the source of this 1611-nucleotide messenger RNA. Its product is annotated as signal transducing adapter molecule 1. The record is from RefSeq and is a predicted model, not a curated record. Bases 208 to 1596 code for a protein of 462 amino acids. Gene Ontology annotation, biological process: protein transport to vacuole involved in ubiquitin-dependent protein catabolic process via the multivesicular body sorting pathway. Gene Ontology annotation, cellular component: ESCRT-0 complex. Lineage: Eukaryota; Metazoa; Chordata; Lepidosauria; Squamata; Rhineuridae. Gene Ontology annotation, molecular function: phosphatidylinositol binding; ubiquitin binding. The transcript has a single exon.